ACAGCAGCGCGACCACCGUUAAAAAGGAAACCGUUUCUUGGAAAGCCUGAACAUGUUCCCGAAGAUAAAUCACCCAUUGUUUACGUUUCGUUUCGAAUGUGUGUUAACCGCGAAUUGGCAUAAAAUCUUCACGUGUAUGUCUUGUGAACGUGUGUGUGUGGGUUAGGUUCAACCUGCCGCGGUUAAGCACUUGACUGAGAGAGCAGUUAGUAAGUCAGUGGUGGUAAAAGCGACUUGAGUUAGUCUUGCACAGAUAUUCUUGGCCAGCGAAUCGCGUGUGUUCACCUGUACCAAUCUUCGAGUUCUUGUAGUGGGUCACUUGGACGUCGCUGUGCGGAUAUUUGCCCCAAGAGUGAUCUGUGAUUGACCGUGCGGACUUUCUGGAUUUUUCUGGACGGCUUACAGGUGUAAAUAUGUGAAUCAUGGGCACUAUCGACAGCGGAACGGAGACGCUCUUUUCCGACGACUCUUCGUGCGAGCUGGUGGGCUCACCGAGCGUUUGCUAUGGAGACGACGCCGAAGGACAAUUCGAGGAUAACUGUUCGGAGGUCAACAGACUCGCACCUCCGAAUAUCCAGCCAUUUAGCGGCGUACUGGAAAAGGGUAAGGUAGUGAUUCGGCCGAUCGCUUUUAAACCUGCAGCCAUGACACCUGCGGCAAGAUUCGGUUUAGCAGGAGAACGAUACGGAUCAACGCCUAUCCUCACGAGACCAGGUUCACGCCUGACGUUGUAUGGAAGCACCAAUGAUCUGCGACAGCCCAGCAGCAGUUCCAACUAUUCUCUGGACCGAAAACUGCGCUCUUCGUGUCCUUCCGCGUCCUCUUCACCACCUUUGGCGAUGAGCUCGUUAACGUCGCUUCCGCACAAACUCGUCAACUACGAUAGUUUGGAGAGCGUGAGGAAGUCGCCGGUGUCUACGGUUGAUGGGUCUAUGAUGAACAAAACGUCGUAUCGGCUGUCGGGCGCGGGCGGCGGAAGUCUGCUAGAUCUGACGCCGUCACCGUCCGAUUCGGGAGUGUCUGAGCUGGAGGCGGCGUUGCGCGACCGCGACUCCGAGCUCGCCUACCUCCGACAGACGAUGGAGCACAACGAACAGGUCAUAUUCCGGGUCUACCAGGAGAAGGAGAAGGUCUGGGAGCGCGAGCUGAGGAGGCUGAAGAGCGUCCACGAGAACCGACUGAGGGCCAGCGCGCAGAAAGCCCUCAAACUGGAGCAGAUGCUGAUGAUGCAAACUUACCAGCUGCAGCAGGACAAGAAGAGGCUUUGUGCAGAGACGCAGAGGGCCAAUUGUCAGAGCGAACGGCUCCGGCAGGAAGUGAGCGCGCUGAGGGGGCGGCUGGAGGAGACGGAAUGGGGACUGUGCCAGAAAACGGGGGAGAUUUCGUUGCUGAAGUCACAACUGAAGGACUAUCAAAACGAGCAAACCUCAAAAUGCCAAGAACUCCUCCAACUACGUAACGAACAACGCGAAUUUCGCGAACAAUUAGACCUCCGAGACACGGAAAUCACCGAAAUAAGAAAACAGUCUGAAGAAAAAGACAACGAAAUACAAAACUUAAAACAAGAACUAGCCAGGUUGCAUUCUAAAUCUCAGUCUGACGUAUCGUGUUCCGACAGUCUUUCAGAAACAGAGAGACUGAAAGCAGAAAUAAGAGAACUGAGGGAAGAACUGUCCGACAUGUCCUUAACCGAAUACGAAGGAACGGAGCCGGGCCGAUCCCAAAGAACGCCACUCUCGGAAGAAGACAUCGAAAUCCAAAGGCUGAAUGGUACCGAAUGUUCCUGUCCAGAACUAGAAAAACUCAGAGAGGAGAUCGAAAUGAAGACGAAGGAUUUUGAGAACGAGAGGGUGGUCUGGGCCCAAGAGAAGGAGAAAGUGUUGCGGUACCAGAGGCAACUGCAGAUGAAUUACGUGCAGAUGUAUAGGAGAACACGGGCGUUGGAGGCAGAAGUGGAGAGUCUGACCAUCGAGUUGGAGCUUGACAAAACUGGCGUCAAAAAACAAUUACCGGCAUCUGAUUUGACACAAACUAUUGAAUUAUAAUGAUCGACGAAUUUGUGGGGUAUUUUUUCUCGUGUAGACCGACGUAGUUUACAGUAUGAGUUAAAAGUGCUUUGUUCAAUUCUAGAGACUCUGGAUUUCGUUGAUCUCGAUUCGUUUAGAGAUAACAAAACCAUAUUUGAUACUGUAGAGGUCACAUGUGAUUUUUUUCAUUAUUUAUUACCUAUCCAUUGUAAAUAAGUAUUAUUCACCACCGUUUUCCUUUUACAUAAUUUACCAUUAUUCCUAUAGAUUCUAGUAUUUAACAUUGUUAUUUUUGUAUAUAAACAAAUAAACGUUACUUUAAAACGA
This is a messenger RNA of Zophobas morio, 2354 nucleotides long. RefSeq names its product leucine zipper putative tumor suppressor 2 homolog. Lineage: Eukaryota; Metazoa; Arthropoda; Insecta; Coleoptera; Tenebrionidae. The coding region runs from base 423 to 2045 and encodes 540 amino acids. The record is from RefSeq and is a predicted model, not a curated record. The transcript has 6 exons.